AUGUUCAGCCUCUUUUGGAGGCAGGUUUGGACUCUAACCGUCAAGAACCUGCUCAUUACCUUCGUGCGCCCUAGUGCAACUACUACCCUGAGGGCUUUGGUUUUGCCUGUCGUAUUCAUUGCCGUCAUUUCCUACGCGCGCAACUUCUUUGUUCCCCCAUCUAUCUAUGGAAUCGGCGAUCCAACGCCAGUUCGGUCUCUGAACAGCGCCUUCGGUUCUGUGGGUGGAGGGAGAGACAAAUUGGUCUUUGUCAAUAAUGGAUUCACCGAUGGUGAUAUCCAGCGGGUGAUCGACCAAGUAGCAGAGCCUGCCCGAUUAAAUGGAGACCAUGUUGUGACCUUGACUUCCGAGAGUGAUCUCAGAAAUACUUGUCGGACCACGCUCAGGGGUACAUCGUCGUGUAUAGCUGCGGCUGUCUUCUACUCGUCACCAAAUGAAGGUCCAGAUGGAAUAUGGAACUACUCGAUUCGCGCUGAUGGCUCAUUGGGUGAUCGCAUCAAUGUUAGAAAGACCACCAACGCCCAGGAGAUCUACCUUCUCCCCCUUCAGCACUCUAUCGAUCGUACGAUCAUCUCAGUUGAGAGAUCUGUAACUGACAAGAGUAUCCCUGAUGAGGUCAUGGAGUUCCCUUACACCUCACUGACACAAAAGCAACGACAAGAUCAGAUUCGGGUGCGCUAUAUGAGCGCGAUUAUUAACAUCAUCAGUAUUGCUUUGUUCAUCGGAAUGGUUGGUGUUACAUAUCAGCUCACUGGCCUGAUUGCAAUGGAACGAGAACUUGGCAUGAGCCAAUUGAUUGAUUGCAUGUUGCCCGGUUCAUCCCAAUGGAAAGCGCAAGCAGUUCGAUUUAUUGCAGCUCAUCUUGCUUUAGAUCUUAUCUACGGACCGGGCUGGAUCAUCACCGGUAUAAUCCUGAAGUAUGGCGUGUUCAGCAAAACAUCGGCUGGCAUCACCGUUGUGAAUCACCUUCUUACCGGGUUGGCACUCUCAUCAUUCUCGAUCUUUGGUGCUUCUUUCUUCAGGAAGGCACAAUUGAGCGGUAUUUCUGUGGUGAUAGCCAAUCUAUUGCUCGGAGUUGUCGCACAAGUCGCUGGCAUCAAGACUAACGGCGCAGUCGUUGUUCUAAGUCUUUUGUUUCCAUCUAUGAAUUAUGUGUUCCUUUCAGUCUUUAUGGCUAGAUGGGAAAGACAGAAUCAGCCAACAAAUCUGGUUCAUGCGGCCCCGGAAAAUCCUUGGACAAUCCCGGGCAUUGCGCUUUGGGUACUGCUGAUUGUACAGAUCUUUGCCUAUCCCAUUCUCGCUGCGCUAGUAGAGCGGAUGCUUUAUGGAACUGCUUCAUCCAAACGUGAAGCUACUGCACUUGGGAAAUCCUCCGCCCUUGUUAUUGACGGUUUCUCAAAAGAAUACAAGCCAAGCUGGUUCCAUCGACACAUUGGCAAAAGAUUCGGUUCGAAGCGACAGAAUGUUUUUGCGGUCAAAAGUCUUAGCUUAGACGUUGUCAAGGGAGAGAUCAUGGUUCUUCUGGGCGCCAAUGGCUCUGGAAAGUCUACUACACUUGAUGCUAUAUCAGGCCUCACAAAGAUCUCAUCGGGAGAAAUCAAUAUUGACUAUGGCAACAACCAAGGUGGCUUUGGACUAUGUCCUCAGAAAAACGUUCUUUGGUACAACUUGACCGUCAAGGAGCAUGUCAAUAUCUUCAAUGGCCUCAAAACAGUUCAUAAACGGGACAGUCAGGAUGUUCUGAUGAAACUUAUUGCCGACUGUGAUUUGCAAAACAAGUCCAACGCACAAUCGAGAACACUUUCUGGUGGUCAAAAACGCAAGCUUCAAUUGGCGAUGAUGUUCACGGGUGGUUCAACCGUUUGCUGUGUUGACGAGGUCUCUUCUGGUCUCGAUCCGAUCUCGCGAAGAAAGAUCUGGGACAUUUUGCUAGCUGAGAGAGGACGCAGAACGCUUUUGUUCACCACCCACUUUCUGGACGAAGCAGAGCUUCUCGCAGACCAUAUCGCAAUAUUAUCAAAGGGUUGUCUGGAAGCACAAGGAUCCACGGUCGAGCUCAAGCACCGUUUGGGAUCUGGUUACCGAGUCCAUGUUCAUCAUUCCCCUGGAUCUACUUCCACAAUCGACUUGCAUCUUGAAGGAACUCAAAAGGAGACCCAGUUUGAUGAAACGGUGUAUACUGUGCAAGACUCUGCUCUUGUGUCCAGAAUGGUUGCCCUCCUUGAAAGAGAAAAUAUCACUGAGUACCGUAUCAGUGGUCCGACAAUCGAAGAUGUUUUCCUCAAAGUCGCCCAGGAACUAUCCCAAGACUCUGAGCAACCCGAACAGAUUCAUGUGAAAGGAAAAUUGGAUUCCGAGGGUUCAACAAAGAAAACCCACGAAGACACCCCAGAACUCUUGACAGGAAAGCGUAUCGGAAUGGUGCGCCAGACAUGGUUCUUGUAUCUGAAACGUCUGACUAUUCUGCGCCGCAACUACAUUCCAUACCUUGCUGCCUUUUUUAUUCCCGUGAUUGCUGCAGGUCUCGUGACGCUGUUUCUUAAGGAUGCAACUGCGCCCAAAUGUUCUGGAGAUGGUCUUUUCACGAGCCCAGAUCCGAAAUCAUUGAGCUCAUAUAAAGACAUUGACGUAGUAGUUGGUCCACAGAGUCAAUUUUCAUCUGCUUUUAGCAGCUACAUCAAUUCAGUAUCUGGCUUAGGAAGCUCGCAAAGCAGCAACUUGUCCAGCUACUUCAAAUUUGUUGACAGUUACCCAAAUUUCACGAGAUACAUUGAAACUCACCAGGCAAAUGUCACACCCGGUGGAAUCUGGCUUGGGGAUUCAUCCUCCAAACCUACCUUCGCAUGGAAGGGCGACAACAAUAACAUCUUGCUCGCGGCACUUACGCAAAACGCUAUGAACAAUUUCUUAUCAAACACAUCGAUUAGCUUCCAAUACCAAUCAUUCGAUAUUCCAUGGCAGUCUGACGUGGGAAAAAUGCUUCAGCUGCUGGUAUACUUUGGUCUUGCCUCGGCUGUGUACCCUGCAUUGUUCGCUCUCUAUCCAACCAUGGAGCGUUUACGAAAUGUGCGCGCCUUGCACUAUAGCAACGGUGUACGGCCACUCCCGCUAUGGCUUGCAUACCUUUGCUUUGACUUCUGCGUUGUGCUCCUAGCCAGUGUUUUGGGAAUCAUCAUCUUUCGAGCCGCUUCGGAUGUAUGGUAUCACGCGGAAUAUCUCUUUGUGGUCUUCUUUCUCUAUGGUCUCUGCUCAACUAUCCUGUCAUAUUUGAUCUCCCUCGUGGCCAAGUCCCAGCUUGCAGCAUUUGCAUUUGCUGCUGGUAUGCAAUGCGUUUUCUUUCUUGUUUAUUUCAUCGGCUACAUGUCUGUUCUCACAUACGCCCCGACUUCCAAGAUUGAUUCUUACCUCUCCAUUGUGCAUUUCACCUUGUCUGUUAUCAUGCCGAUUGGGAGUCUAUCGCGGGCGAUGUUUGCUGCACUGAACAUCUUCUCGAUCUUGUGCAGGGGACAGAAGCUCGCUUCCUAUCCCGGUGAUAUCACUGUAUACGGUGGUCCUAUUUUGUAUUUGGCUGUCCAGUCUCUCAUAUUAUUUGCUCUGCUUUUAUGGUUUGACGGGGGUGGUAAUGCAGUGAUGGCUUUCAAAUCAAAAUCGAAGUCCGAAGACAUCGAAGAAAAGGAGAUGGACGAAGAUGUCGCCAACGAACUAUCCAGAGUCACAGAUUCACAAGAUGGCCUUCGUGUGUUGCACCUGACGAAAUCUUUCAAAAAGUUUGUGGCGGUCGAAGAUGUCACUUUUGGAGUCGGCAGAGGCGAAGUCUUCGCUCUCCUCGGUCCAAACGGUGCCGGAAAAACAACGACAAUCAGUCUCAUUCGAGGCGAUAUUCAGCCGUCCGGACGAGGAGGCGAUAUCUUUGUUGAAAACGUCUCCGUAAUCAAAAACCGUGCAAUCGCUCGUUCUAGCCUGGGCGUCUGCCCUCAGUUUGACGCAAUGGACCAAAUGACCGUCAUCGAGCACCUCAGGUUCUACGCUCAGAUCCGCGGCAUUUCGGAUGUCGACCACAACGUUAGACAGGUUAUCAAAGCCGUGGGACUUACUUCAUUCAAACAUCGCAUGGCAAUGAAGCUUUCUGGCGGUAACAAGCGCAAGCUCUCCCUCGGAAUAGCCCUCAUGGGCAAUCCUGCCGUGCUCCUCCUCGACGAACCAUCUUCGGGUAUGGAUGCCGCCUCAAAACGAGUCAUGUGGAAAACAUUAGCGGCCGUUGCGCCAGGCCGCUCUAUUAUUCUGACCACACAUUCCAUGGAAGAGGCAGACGCUCUCGCAAAUCGCGCUGGUAUCAUGGCAAAGCGCAUGCUCGCUCUUGGCACGACAGACUAUCUCCGCUCCAAGUAUGGAAACAUGUAUCAUGUUCACCUUGUUCACUCUCAAGCUCCUCAUACGUCUGACUAUGAUAUGGAACGCAUGCGUACUUGGGUGCAUGACACUUUCCCUGGUGCUGUUAUUGAGCAGAAAACUUAUCAUGGCCAGCUACGGUUCAGUGUACCUACGGAUAUAUCCUCUGAUAUUCCUUCACAGGAUAGAUUUGAAUCUGUUAUUGAAGAUGAGAUUCAUGUUGAUCUUGGACGCGAUGGUCAAAAGUCUCAGACCUCGACUGUGACCAAGAGAGGAAGCGGCGGUGUUGGUAAUUUGUUCUCGUGUCUAGAGGCAAACAAGGACUCAUUGGGUGUUCAGUAUUAUUCUGUCAGCCAAACUAGUCUUGAUCAGGUCUUCCUAACUAUUGUUGGCAAGCAUAAUAUUGAGGAGGAGAAUUCGGGGAGCAAAUGA
Molecule: messenger RNA, 4821 nt
Organism: Penicillium nucicola
Lineage: Eukaryota; Fungi; Ascomycota; Eurotiomycetes; Eurotiales; Aspergillaceae
Product: putative ABC transporter
Exons: 3
Coding region: 1-4821 (1606 amino acids)
Biological process (GO): transmembrane transport; lipid transport
Cellular component (GO): intracellular membrane-bounded organelle; membrane
Molecular function (GO): ABC-type transporter activity; ATP binding; ATP hydrolysis activity
Source: RefSeq, a predicted model, not a curated record